Messenger RNA from Colletotrichum orchidophilum, 1440 nucleotides. RefSeq names its product FAD dependent oxidoreductase. Gene Ontology annotation, molecular function: oxidoreductase activity. The transcript is spliced from 2 exons. Bases 1 to 1440 code for a protein of 479 amino acids. Lineage: Eukaryota; Fungi; Ascomycota; Sordariomycetes; Glomerellales; Glomerellaceae. The record is from RefSeq and is a predicted model, not a curated record.
AUGCGUUCUAGCAAGAUGCGUACGAGUGUGAGUCUCAUCGCCGCAGCUGUGAUCCACGGCUCGGCUGCAUUGAGCUGUUGCAACCACACCAUCUCUCGGGAUGUUGUCGUUGUUGGUGGUGGUGCCGCUGGUUCCCACGCUGCCGUUUGGUUGAGGGAUCACGGUCAGAGUGUGGUUGUUGUAGAGAAGGCCAGCCAACUUGGUGGACAUACGGCUUUCUACCAUGACCCAGUCUCCAACAAGUCCAUCAACGUCGGUGUGCAGGCGUGGAUGGAAUACAAGGACGCUUUCGACUUCCCCAAGCGCAUGAACGUCUCAACCAGCGGGUCGAUGCAGUUCACCACGCUCGACUACAAGUACGUCGACUUCACGACGGGCUCGCCGGUAGCAGGCUGGGCUGCGCCCUCGACAGACGCCAUGUACCCCGCGCUGCAGAGGUACCUCGACGUCCUCGAGAAGUACGAGAACAUCACACUCCCGGGCUUUGAGAAUUUCCCCGACCCGGACGCCAUCCCAGAGGACCUGGUCAUGCCCUUCCGCGACUUUGUCGAAAAGUACGACAUCGCCGCCGCUGUGCCCCAGAUCUGGGACUCUACCGCCCAGGGCCUCGGCGACACCAUGGACGUCCCGACCUUGUUCGUCAUGCAGGCCUCCGGAGUCCCCAUGGUGCGCGCGUUGCUGGGAACCGCCGCCUCCGCGGUCCCCGCCUCGGGCCGCCUCUACGAGCUGUACGAGAGCGUCGCCAACUUCCUCGGCGACGACGUUCUCUACUCCAGUACCGUCAUCUCUACGGCCCAACGCACUGACGAGGGUAUCUCCGUGAAGGUCGCAGGCACCGACGGCACCCUGACCUGCAUCGACGCAAAGCGCCUGCUCAUCGCCUUCGAGCCGACCCCCGAGAGCCUGGCGCCCUUCCAACCGGACGAGACGGAGGAAGAAGUCUUUAGCAAGAUCGAGUUCACCACCGUCUACGCAGGCGUCCUACGCCACCCGUCGCUGCAGAUCAGCACCGCCUACUCCAACAGGUCGCCGGCUCCCGGGUCGACCAACUACACCGUCUUCCCCACCCCUUCGCAGGUGGGCCGCAUCGACUACCUCGGCGGCACCAAGGAUCUGUUCCAGUUCACGGCCGUCGGCACGGACAAGGAUACCCCCGAGACGAUCAAGGCCGUCAUUGCCAAGUCCAUUGACAACUUGAUCGGGGCCGGGAUCGUUCCUGCGUCCAACGGCACGCUCAGUUUUGCUGCUUUUGCGAACCACGGCAAGAUGCACCCGCGCGUCACCGACGAUGAGCUCCGUGCUGGAUUCAUCCAGAAGCAGACAGCCCUCCAGGGCCGACGCUCUACUUGGUACACGGGGGCAGCUUUUUCUGCGGGAUUCUCGACUGUGGUAUGGGAGUACAACAAUGUGAUCUUGCCUAAACUGAUUGAGGGAUUGUAA